AUGGAGAGCUCCAAAGUCACGGUCGAAUAUCACGACCCAUCAGGAGUAUUUCCUUUGCUAGCUUCGCAGCUCACGUCUCGCUUGCCGCUCCGCAAUCUUCAUUGGAAAUCUCCGUCGCGUCCAUUACGGUCCAUUGAUUCUUUGCAUGUGGAUCUCGUCCCUAGCAGCGAGUCUGCCGAUGUAUCCGCCAACUUAUCGCAGCACGGCCAAGCUACUGAUGAGGGGGGUGUUCAUCGCCCCAACUCUGAGCAUGGACCACCAUCCAGCUCAGAAAUCCUAAGAGGCUCAACGAAGGAGAGGCGUCACCAGAUCCCUGGUCUUCGUCGGACCCCGUAUUUGAAAGUUUACCUUUUGAGAUGUGACGAUUCUGAGACGUACAAGGCUUCCUCUCGGAAGCUGCUCCGGGAAUGGGUGAGAACCCAUACACCACCUUCGCAAAGUAGCUCCUCGGCGAGUACUCCAGAAAACCAUGAUGCGUUUGAAUGGCUCAUCCUGCAUGUUGUUGUGCCCGAUACACCGGCCGCAAGCCAACCUCGUGGAAGUGGGGCUGUUGGUUCUAAUUCAGGGUCCACCGAGAAAUCAGGCAGUACCUCACGGUGGACACGUGGUUCAACUACGAUCUUUGAGAAGAUACGAGCCGACUUCAACCACGCCUCCAAAACUGCUCCAGAUCGUGUCGCCCAGGUGCGACUUCAGAAAGAUGUCGUUCCGCCUCAUAUGCUGCCAUCUGGCGCUGCAGUGGUGGGUUCGCCGUACAGCGAGAGUCCUCAGGAACACAACAACGCUUGGAAUGACGUGAUAGCUAAAUUUAAGACGCUUAUCUUGCUAUCAUUUAAUUUACGCGUCAGCCAGUACGAGGAAGAUAUUCGAGACAAAGAAUCUCAGCGGUCACUUCCUGGAUGGAACUUCUGUACUUUCUUCAUCCUUAAAGAAGGCUUGGCAAGAGGAUUUGAGAGUGUGGGUCUUGUCGAAGAUGCUCUCAUGGGAUAUGACGAGCUCUCCUUCGGGCUUGACUCAAUCAUUCGAGACCAAGCUAAUGAUAGCAAUCAAGACCAAGGCGGCGCAUUUCUUCAAUACACCAAAGAUCUUCAAGACCAUGCCGAAGCCCUUCAAAAGCACCCCGAAAACUCAGAAGAGAAUGGCGGGCGCCUAUCGUUCCGCGAUGUGUUUGGAGAAAAGCCUUUGAAUGCCACCAAGAAGAACUAUCGAGAGUCAAUAUUGUCCAGUAACAUCUCUGUAUUUGACUUUCGGUGUUACAUCUUCUCUCGACAGCUGUCGCUAUUACUAAGGCUAGGAAAUGUACAUUCCGCAAGGAUGGAACUGGCAGCCAAGCUAGCGCGGCCGUCUACCUCCGUUGCUCAGCAUUCUAUAGAUGAUCUAAACGUUGGAACCAAAUCAAGCACGGCCUUAGAAACCUCGGAAGACUUGCUAUCCCUUUCGGAGCUCUGUCUUCGUAGUCUGAGCUUUGUAACCUCCGCUGCUCGGGUUUUACGAGAUGAUCUGAACACGGGAAGUGCUGUCAUGUCGGAGCAAAUCCCGAGCCGCCUUAUCGACAAUUUAGUGUCUUCUUGGACAUUCGCCGUAGCACAACAGAUACUCGAUGAAACUGCUACAUCUUCCUUGCCUGUAUCAAAGUUCCGGGGCGACGCCACGUCAGGCUCCUCCGGGAAAAUGCUAUCAUUUGGAGGCCGUGCCGAGGAAUUAAAAACGAAUGUGCCGGAACCGAAAACGAUGAUUCAUCCGAGUAGGUCAUCCUCACUGUCCCACCGGAGGAUCUCCAAUGCAGACCCUCCCUAUGCUCAUAUUCCGCCCUCUGGGCAAGUUGUGUUCGACCACGGUCGUUUUGAAGAACGACCUCCUCCGAUAAGUCAGCCAAAUGCCGUGCCAAUGAGGUCGGGCGUCCACGAUCUUGCAGGAAAUAGAGCAAGACUAUACGUUGUUCAACGCCGCGUUCUGGAGCACGUCGGUCAAAAUUGCGGCUGGGCCGUUGGAUGGGCAGCAUUUGCAGCUACAAAAUACUCCCAGAAGGAUGAUUUUCGUGACAUUGACCUAGAUGAGACAAAUAACGAGGAAGUCGAGCAAUCACAGCAAGGAGGAGGCGUUGAUGAUAUCUCCUCGCCUACACUCGGUCUUUGCGAAGUUGCUCUUAUGGAUGCUCUGUCCUCGCUUGGAGAUUUUAGAGUAUUCUACGAGAGGCUGAGUGAUCUUGCUGUCAAGCAUUACAUGGCGGCUGGUCAAUCUAACUCCGCUGAAAGUAUCCUCGGAGAUCUCGCGGCGCUCAAGUACGAGCUUGGUGAUUAUGCUGCUGCGGCAAUGUAUUUCAGUCGCAUGGCCCCGCAGUUCGCCGAGACUCGAUGGAACUUCGUCGAGACUACUAUGCUCAAGAUGUAUGCACAGUGUCUUAAGAAGCUCAAUCGAAAGGAUGAAUACACGCGCACCCUUCUAGAUCUUCUAGCCAAAUCAGCAGCUAAGAAGAUGUCGAUCCGAAUAUCCAGGAAGUCUUUUCACUCAAUAGGAAUACCAGAUGAGAACACUCAGAGUACCUUCAGCUGGCUUGAUGACGAUAAGGCAGACACCACUGGAUUGUUCCAUGAGCUAUUGACAUAUUCCGAACAACUGCCUUAUGACAUCACGGUUCCUAUGUCCAAAUACUUUGGAGACAUUGCAAUCGAACCUUAUGUGCGCCAUUACGAUGAUAGAGAUGGCUUUCAGCUCCGAUUGCAAGUUCGUCAUAUUCUUGAGGAUGACAUCUUGAUCGAAAGAGCGAGGAUACACCUCAUCCAUGUGACUCCAGGACAAGGUAAAGAAAUGUGGUUAGACCUCGAAGACACGAUAGUUGUCAAGAAAGGACUAUUUAAGAUUUGGCUUGAUUCAAAUGUCAAUACUUCCGGUUCUUUCAUUGUAGAUAAAAUCGUCAUUCAAGCACAGAAGAUCGUUUUUAUGCACGAACCCAUCGCUAAACCGAAUACCACGACUCCGCUAGGAAUUUCCACGCCUUCAAUGACAGCGCUGAAGAUACCGAAGAAAUCACGUAUACUUUGUUUUCCCCGCGUGGAGUCGUUCCAAGCCAAGGUUGCUUUAUCUCAUUUCAUACAUAUCGACCGAGCUCGAUCGAUAGAGAUUCGAUGCUCUAGUGGCUGGAAUGAUAUCAAGAGUGCUGAGAUCCGAAUACGAAGUGCGUCCGCAGGCUUGAGACUCCGUACUGCAAAUGCCGAAGUCGUCUCAGGAGAGAUUGUCCUAAGCGAUAUAUCGAAGCCCGGGGUCAUCCAUAUUGCAGACAUGUCAACGAACUCAAGCGCUACGAUCCGGAUCCCUUACGAGCUUGAGAAUAUCCUGCCGGAGCUCUCUAUCAGACUUGAGGUUGAUUAUAUCACUGAAAAGGGUCAGUUUCAGAUGGUUGAUUCGUCGGUGAUCCCGAUUGAGUUGCCUCUUGACGUCAACGUUCAUGAUCAUUUCAAAGGAGACGCAUUGUUUUCACGCUUCAACAUCAAGACAGCCGGCAGCACGCCUCUAGAGGUUCUCAAUGUAAAGCUGGAUGGCUCCGAGGUAUUUGACGUUCAGGCUCCGAGGAAAAUUACGACACCUUUAUUCGUAUUUCCUAAACAGCCGGCAUCAGUCACGUACAAAAUUACCACGAAAGGUUUUUCCGGAGCAACUUCCGUCCGAAAUAAUCGGGGGAAGCUUGAAAGUCCAACCCUAGGACUAACGGUUGACUACCGUUGCCUAGAUGAGACUGUCCUCACUCGAGCAGAGGGCAUGUUCGCCACCGCUAUAGAAGGAGGUCCACUUCGUCGCCUCGGUCGGUUACUCGUACCUGCAUUCGUCGAUCGUUUGUCGCACACGAUCCUGCCAGGUCAAUUCGAGAAGAUAGCACUGCUCGGUACAAUCAGCCUUGGUUCGUUCGAGGACUUGGCAUGGUCGGACUAUAUCGACAGCUUACCAAUGGUAAUACGUGAUGACACGAGGAGCUGGCUGAAGAAAUGGCAUGAUACCCAUUCAUCCAUCCCCCUCGACCCCAACCCCGACUCGCCCCACCUCUCCCUUACCUCCCGAACAAUUGUCAUCACUGUAGCCAUCCCCCAAACCCACGUGGUCCACACCACCUCCCUCCACCUUCUCCACCAAGACCAUAACGUGGCCCACUCUGCAAAUGUCUCCGCAGUCGGCAAGCCGCUCAUGGCCGAACUCCGCAUUAAGCACACCCGUCGCUGGGCUGGCAGUCCCGACUCCCUCAAAUCCGCCGCCCGCAUUCUCGAUGCCAGUGACCCUAUCGAGUUCGUUUACGACCUCGAAGCUAACCCGGACGUGUGGCUUGUGGCGGGGCAGCGCCGCGCGCACUUUUCGGCACGGGAAGAGGAGGUAAGAGUGUUUCCGAUUAUGUUACUGCCGUUGAGGGCGGGGAAUCUGUUAUUGCCUGGUGUGGAUGUUAGGCCGAACAUUGCGCAGCAAGGCAAAGAUGGGAAGACGGAUCAAGUGCAGGAGGAGAAUCUGACUUCUGAGACGGACUUUUUGAGCCAUGGGGAGACGGUUUUGGUUAUUCCAGAUUUGCAGAGUACGACAGUGGGACUACAUAGGUUGGGGCCUGGGGCGGGGAGCGUGUUGUUGGAGUCGGAGACAAGGGUGGCCGAAGAAAUGGUAUUGUGA
This is a messenger RNA of Mytilinidion resinicola, 4644 nucleotides long. RefSeq lists its product as uncharacterized. The record is from RefSeq and is a predicted model, not a curated record. The transcript has 7 exons. Bases 1 to 4644 code for a protein of 1547 amino acids. Gene Ontology annotation, cellular component: TRAPPII protein complex. NCBI's taxonomy places the organism in Eukaryota, Fungi, Ascomycota, Dothideomycetes, Mytilinidiales, Mytilinidiaceae. Gene Ontology annotation, biological process: intra-Golgi vesicle-mediated transport; early endosome to Golgi transport.